AGGAAAUUGCUGUACUUUAAAACAAAAACAUUAAAAAUUUGAAAACAGCAUGUUGGCGUAAACUGCCCGAUAUAUCUUUAUUUCUUUCAAAAAUGAUCAGGAAAAAGACUAUUUUAGCAUUCCUUAUCGCUUACGUUGUUGCAGUAUUAGCCAUCUCUGAUAAAGCAGCUAACACUGACUAUACGAGCAGUGAGAUGGAGUCAAGGACAGACAGCAUAUCAGAAACAGAAAAUGACAAUGUAUAUAAUUCCCACAAACAAGACAGUUCUGAUGUAAAUAGAGACAUGGUCGAUGAUAUAAAUAGUUUAGAUAGGAAAAAUGUACCUGAAGGCAAUGAGCCUCAAGAAAAUAUAAUUCAAGGAGACCAAGUAGAAAUAAGUGAUGAGAAAAUGAAUAACAGACAAAAGCAUAAAAAUAUGGCAGAAAGCGACAGUGGAAAUGAGCCGGUUAAUAAACAAGAACAAAAUAAGUUGGAAGAUGGAAUUGAGCAGUUGGAUGCAGAGGAAAAGAGAGCUGAAUAUAAAGAUAAUAUUGAAACAAUAGAAUAUGAUGAUGUUGGUGAUGUUAACACAGAACCUGUGAUUUCAAGACAAGAUGAGGAAAUAACAAUGUCACACAAUGAAAACAAUGAUGUCAAGGUACAUAUAGAUACAACUGGGGACAAGGAUCGGCCGGAGGUAGAUAGAUCUCGUUUAAGCGAGGAAGAAAGUAGUUUUCUCUCAGAGAAGGUCAGUGAUAAUGAGAAUGAUAAGAAUGUGCAGGAAUCUCCAGGAGAAAGGAGGAUUUUGAGUGACUCAGAUGGCGAGGAAAAUUUGAACAAAGUUGAAGCAUCCUAUGAGGUGCUUGUUAAGCAAGAAACUCAACCAACUGAGACACAACAAUCACCUUCAAAUUCUGAGAAUGAAGGCCAGGAUGAUAGGAAUGAAAAAAUACAAUAUGAGGAAAUUGAAAGAAUUUCCAGACAUCAUCAUUUAAAUGAUAAAAAUAUUCCUGUUGAAGAAGACCUAGAUUCCAAGCCUAAUAUCAUAGAUACUGUGAAAGUGUCUAUUGAGCAAGGUCAUUCUUCCAAUGAUGAAGAUCAAGUGCAGGAAUCAGAAAGUGGUCAAAAUGCAAAAAGUGCAGAUGAACAUUUAGAAAAGAAACCGGAUUUACCUGUUCAAGGUGAAUUCAUAAAGGAGAUGGAUGAAAGUGAUGGUGAUAUUGUUCAAGAUUUUGGUGGUUUAGAAAACGAAAAGCAAACAGUGGAAACACAAGGUGAUAAUGAACAUAAAAAUGAUGCAGCUGAAAAGGAAAAUGUGGAAAAGAAAGAGACAAAUGAUGAAGCUAAUGAAGAGGUUCAUUACGUAACAACUGAAGAUACUCUUAAAAAAACUCGUUCAUCUUCUUUUUAUGAGUUUGAAUAUGUUGAAAGAGGAAGAGAUGAACCAGAAAGUUCCAAUUCUCCUGGUGUGAGAGAGAGCAAGGAUGAUCAUACCAGCCUAGACAGAAGCACAACAGGUGAAGAUGAAGAUGAAAGAUCCACAGAGGAUGAGAAGGAAGACACCACCAGUGAAGGUGAAAUGUUAGCAGAUGAAGGUAGCUUAGAUCAGGAUGAGGAAUCGAAUGUUAAAAAAGAAGAUAUUCACGGUCAAGAUGGAGUGUUAACAGAUGAAGAUAUCUUGGGUGAUGGUGAAGGUACACUGGAUGAAAAAGACGAAACUUUAGGUCACGAUGGAGGAAUGACAGAUGAGAACGAAGCUACCACAGAUCAAGAUGGACACACAAUGGGUGGAGAGAAUUUAAGCCACGAUGGAAGUACAACAGAUGGAAAGGAGGAUGCCUCGGAUGAGGAUGGAAAUAUGGCAAAGGAAAGUAUCUCUGGUGGUGAAGAUGGUACUCGUGCUCAGAAGAAUGAAGAAGACAAGUCAGUUGACUUGGGGGAGGAAUUAUACGAAGAUGCUAUGAGUUUGCUGAACAAUUCUAAAACUAAAGCUGAUCCAAGCAUUUUAUCAAACUUGGAGAAAGCUGCUUACGAGCACGAUCAUGCAAAGUCACAAGAGUAUUUAGGAAGAGAAUAUAUGUUUGGUGACAGCGUUCCUCAGAAUUUCACAAAAGCAUACGAGUUAUUUACGAUGGCUGCAAAUUGUGGAUUACCAAAAGCACAACAGAUGCUGGGAUUUAUGUACGCAUCUGGUAUGGAAGUGAACUCAAGUCAGAGUAAAGCAUUGGUUUAUCUCACCUUCUCGGCGUUGGGAGGUGAAACCAUGGCUGAAAUGACUUUGGGAUACAGACAUUUCUCAGGUAUAACAGUCCAGGAGAACUGCGAGACCGCCCUUACUUACUACAGAAGAGUGGCAAGCAAAGUGGUGGCUGAUGCCCACGUUAUUGGUGGUCCUGCCGUUCAGCGAACCCGAUUGUCAGAUGAGGUAGAUCAGAAUAGUAACAAUGCAAUGUUGGAUGAAGAUUUAAUUCAAUACUAUCAAUUUUUGGCUGAUAAAGGUGAUGUCCAAGCACAGGUUGGUCUUGGUCAGUUGCAUUAUCAGGGUGGUAGAGGCGUGGAUCAAGACUACGCCAGGGCUUACCGAUAUUUCCAACUAGCUGCCGACACCGGGAACCCCAAUGCGUACGCCUUCUUAGGAAAGAUGUACCUGAAUGGAAACAGCGCGGUGAAAGCAAGCAAUGAGACUGCUUUGAAGUACUUUAAAAAAGCUGCUGAUUUGGGUAAUCCUGUUGGCCAAAGUGGAGUUGGUUUGAUGUAUUUACAUGGGAAAGGCGUACCUAUGGAUUAUGCCCAGGCAAUUAAAUACUUCAAGUUAGCCGCAGAUCAAGGCUGGGUGGAUGGACAACUACAACUGGGAACAAUGUAUUAUCAUGGUUUGGGAAUGAAACGAGACUAUAAACAAGCUAUUAAAUACUUUAACUUCGCCUCUCAGUCAGGUAACAUACAAGCAAUCUACUUUCUGGCACUUAUGUAUUCCUCUGGCACUGGUAUUGUUCGCUCAUGUCGUACAUCAACGGAGCUUUUCAAGAACGUGGCGGAACGCGGGAGAUGGUCAUCAUUGUUGAUGGACGCUCAUAAAGCUUACAAAUCAGGCAACACCAAUCAAGCAUUGAUUAAAUAUGCCUAUCUUGCUGAACUAGGUUAUGAAACAGCACAGAGCAACGUCGCAUUCAUACUAGAUCAAGACCUGAAUACCGUGAUGACUGACAACCACACGUACCCAAGAGCGUUGCUCUACUGGACCAGAGCUGCCGAUCAAGGUAACGUCGGAGCUCGUAUCAAGGUCGGAGAUUACUAUUAUUACGGUCAAGGAACGAAGGUGAACUACGAAACGGCCGCAUUUCACUACACCGUGGCCCAGGAACAACAUCGCAGCGCACAGGCCAUGUUCAACCUCGGUUAUAUGCACGAGAGGGGAUUGGGAAUGAAACAGGAUGUCCACCUUGCUAAACGAUUUUACGAUAUGGCUGCCGAGGCCAGUCCUGAUGCUCAGGCACCUGUCACGCUGGCUUUGGCAAAACUUGCUGUGGUGUACGGCUUUGAUUGGGUCAAUAGGAACUAUGUCUUUUGGUCGCAUUUUCAUGUCAACAUGGACGAGCGUUUGGGCAAAGACUGGGACAUCUACGUGAUGACAACGCUCGCAAUUCUUGUUGGAUUACUUAUAUUAUAUCGAUGGAGGUAUUAAGUGCGAGACAUUAGAAUUUACUUUUCAGUCUAUCGAUAGGAGAGAGGUGAGAUGAAAUACGAUUUUGUAUAUACAUAAAACACUAGAAAACGAGAUUUACAUUGAUUGGUCAUUUUCUAACUCUGAAGAUUGUUCCUGUCAAUCUAAAGACGUCGUUUUCAGGACAGGCUAAAUUUUUUAUAAAGCGGACUUCGCACUUGCCGAGAAGUGGUUUUUGCAGUUUUCCCCUCUGCUAUUGUCUCCACCACCAAGCCUCAUCUUUAAUGCAAUAUAUUCUCUUUACUUCAAAGUGAAGUUUGGUUGUGAAGACAAUAGCAGAAGGGAAAACCAUUAUGGAAAGAAAUGUUAUUUUCUACACUGUUUUCCUUUGAGAGUUUUGAGAGAUAUACAUUUAACAGCUCAGAUAAGUGUGAUAGGAAGGUAAGGUGUGUCUACUAAUCCCAGCAAUGCUUCACAAUGUUGUUGUGAACUUUAUAGGCAUUUGUAAGUUCAUAAUAAAUAUUUUACCAAACACAUAACCAAAUUUUAGAUUGUGAAAGAAUUAACGUUUUAGUUAAAGGUUUCAU
Molecule: messenger RNA, 4231 nt
Organism: Dendronephthya gigantea
Lineage: Eukaryota; Metazoa; Cnidaria; Anthozoa; Malacalcyonacea; Nephtheidae
Product: protein sel-1 homolog 1-like
Exons: 21
Coding region: 93-3665 (1190 amino acids)
Biological process (GO): ERAD pathway
Cellular component (GO): endoplasmic reticulum membrane
Molecular function (GO): protein binding
Source: RefSeq, a predicted model, not a curated record